This is a messenger RNA of Scomber japonicus (chub mackerel), 1005 nucleotides long. RefSeq names its product ankyrin repeat domain-containing protein 1-like. Gene Ontology annotation, molecular function: RNA polymerase II-specific DNA-binding transcription factor binding. Gene Ontology annotation, biological process: regulation of transcription by RNA polymerase II. The transcript has 8 exons. Gene Ontology annotation, cellular component: nucleus. The coding region runs from base 1 to 948 and encodes 315 amino acids. Lineage: Eukaryota; Metazoa; Chordata; Actinopteri; Scombriformes; Scombridae. The record is from RefSeq and is a predicted model, not a curated record.
AUGAAGAAUCUGCACGUUGUGUUCCUGAAAGCUGAAUGUUUAACCGAUCGUCUUCGACCUCGCUGUGUGACAUCACAAGGCGGAGACAAACAGACCAAUGAGCUGUUAGUGUGUCGGCAGGCGGAGGACAGAGGAUACGAGUCGUCCGUGUCUCAGGAGAAGCAGGACGCUCUGAAGUACAGCAGGAACGUGGAGUCCGAGCGUCCAAUCAGCCUCAAGACGGACAAAGCGGGUCGUCUCGUCCUGGAAACGCCAGACGACCUGCAGAACCUGCUGCUGCUGAGGAAGACCAAGAGAGAGCAGAAAGCUGCGAUCAGGAAAUCAGCUGCUGCUCAUCGUCCUGCUGCUGUCCAAUCAGUGCCGUACUACGUGGACGAGGACGACUUCCUGAAGGCCUGCGAUCAGAAGCAGCUGCAGGUGAUUGACAGGUAUCUGUCCACAGGGGGCGACGUCAACACCUGCGACUCGUUUGAGCGUACAGGUCUCCACAGAGCUUCCUCCAAAGGUCACACCGAGAUCGUCACCAAGCUGCUGGAGGCUGGAGCCAACGUCCACAGCCGAGACAAGCUUUGGUCCACUUGUGUCCACACUGCCUGUCGAGGAGGAAAUCUGUCUGUUCUUCAGCUUCUGUUGAAUCAUGGAGCCGAUAUUACAGCAACUGACAAGCUGGACAGCACUCCUCUUCAUGUCUCUGUGAGGACCGGACACUUUGACUGUGUGGAACAUCUGAUUCACUGCGGAGCUGAAAUCAACACACAGGACAAGGAGGGAGACACUCCACUUCACGACGCUGUUCGACUCAACAGAUUCAAAAUAAUCCAACUGUUGUUACUGCACGGAGCCAACACACACAUCACCAACCAGGAGGCUCGUACUCCUCUGGACGAGGUGCUGGAGUGGCAGAACGAAGUAAAGACUCUCCUCAUCGACCAGAGGAACAGGAAGUGAUGUCAUAACCAUGAUUACUGACAACCUGACUGAAGCUGAUUGGUUCCUGUAACUGCU